CGCACACACAAGAUGGCGUCAGAGAACGAGAAGCACGAACACUAAGGAAUUUGUUCAGUGGUGUCUGUGUCUGUGAAUUAUAUUGAAGGAAAAAGAGUGUUUUGUUUAUAAAUUUAAUUGCAAAAACUGCACAUCGUCACACGGGGCGCGUGCACACACAUCGGCGCACACGCACACCCACGCCAAGGCGACACCUAAACGCAAAACGGAGAGUGUGUGUUAUCAAUGGAGUGUGUGUUCCCCAACGCCAAGUGAAUUUUUUUCGUUGAGACCGAGGGACGGAAAAAAAUGGCGCCCGCAGCCAGAGCAACUUGACUUUCUUUUCGGUCCUAUAUAGUUAGUAGUUGCUUGCCCCCGUCUCGUCGUCGGCGAGCGAAUUCGGUGAUUUUAUUUCGAUUUCGUCGCAGUGCGAUAUCCCCAACGAAGAAAACAUAACGAAUAAUUGAUGAAAAAGUGCUUGAGAGAGACCCCCCCAAACGUAUUCGAAUUUGUUGUGUACAUUUUGGCUUCGAACACAGCCGCAAAAAUACCAUUACCAAUUUCCACUUACUACUACUAGAGAGGAGGAUAGUAUUUUGUACGUGCUUUAGAAUACAUACAUACAUACCUACAUAUACCACAAGCAAGCGAGAAGUGCAAUUACAUUUGCGUUUGGAAAUUUUGCGCUUUUUUCUCUUCCGUCCUCCCAUCCAAAAAAAAAAACCCCCCGCUCCCCCUCUCUCUCUAUCUUUCUCAACCCGCAUUGUGCUAAAUAAUGUGUGCCGCCCAGAAUCCGCCGCCCUUCGGCUAUACCUGGGGUUUUGCGGACAACGGCAACCGCGCCGCCGAAUCGGUACUGGAGAUAUCGCCCAACAUCAACUAUACAGUCAGCGGGGAGUCGAUGCCCUAUCUACUAUCGACGGAUGGAUCAUUGGCAGUUCAAAAGGAUGUCAAAGGCCUUACAGCUGGCGGCAAAAAUAAUGUCGUUCGUCGUAUGUUCGUCGUAAACGAUCCUUCAUUUCCGCCUGGAACACAAAGAGUUAUCACUGCCGGCGGAGCAUCGACGGUGGUCAAGAAGCAGGACAACAAUCAGCAGGUCCUGAGCCUCGACAAGAACUAUCUGCUAGUGGAUCCGGCCACGGCCGCAGCAGCUGCAGCCGCCGCUGGUGGGGAUUCGGGUCUCGCCCACCACCAUACGUUGACCAAUGGCAGCAUUGUUGAUGCGAAGACCGGACAGACGGUGCUAACCGCCGGAUCUGCGGCGGCCAAGUCGCACUUCAGCUCGAUCGGAGCACUGCAUCUUACGCAAGAGGAGUGCAACGAGAUCCUGAUCAAGCGCGCCAUCGCUGCCGGCCACCAUCAGACGCACACGAUCACCGCUGCCGACGGAUCCCAUCACCAUGCGUCCGGCGGGACACCAAUUCAAGUGCAGAAAGUCAUACAAGGACUGGAGGAUAACGAGGACUCGCAAGGCGAAGCACCCAACCUAAAGUUGGAGCCAGGCACAUUAGAGUUGUCCCCGAAGACCGAACUACAGGAAUCAAUGCAUUUCAGCGAAACGGACGCCACCAUCAAGAAGGAACGCCCGUACAGUUGCGACGAGUGCGGCAAGUCCUUUCUGCUCAAGCACCAUUUGACAACCCACGCACGCGUGCACACAGGUGAACGCCCCCACAUCUGCACCCAUUGCGGCAAGAGCUUCGCGCACAAGCACUGUCUCAACACUCACCUGCUGCUUCACUCCACGGAGAGACCUUAUCAGUGCCAGGAGUGCAAGAAGAGCUUCACCCUCAAGCACCAUCUGCUGACCCAUUCGCGGGUCCAUAGCCGGGAGCGACCAUUCGUCUGCCAGGAGUGUGGACGCGCAUUUCCGCUUAAGCGACACCUGGUCACGCACAGCAAGUUCCACGCCGGCGAACGACCAUAUGUAUGCGAGGAAUGUGGUGAGAGCUUUGCGCAGGAAAACCACCUGAUUAUGCACUCUCGCUUCCACGGUUCAUUGAAUCCAUUUGUUUGCGCCGAAUGCGGAGCUUCGUUUCCACGCAAGUUUCAAUUGGUUAACCACGGACGUAUUCACGGCAAGAUUCCCCAUUCGUGCACCGUAUGCGGCAAAGAGUUUCUACAAAAGCGAACGCUAGUUUCCCACAUGAGGCGGGUGCAUACCGGCGAGCAGGCGCAUCCCUGCGUCAGCUGUGGCGAGGGAUUCCUCACCAAGGCCGAACUGCAUCAGCAUGUGAGGACGGCGCACAAUGGCGUCAAUCCCAACACGAGCAGUGCCACCAUCAUAGCAAAUCAACAGCUACAGCAGGCCCAUCAUCACCAAGCUGGACAGCAAACGCAUCCGCAGACCAUAACCGUGGUGAGCAAUCCGGGCAACUCUACGUUGCUGACUGUAUCCACCACGGAUGCCAAUGGCGUGGCACGACCGCAGUUUGUGUGCCGCGAAUGCGGCAGUGCUUUUAAUAGCCGAGAAGCCUUGGCACUUCACUUGCGCCUUCACACUGGCGACAAGAGCCUAAUGACAGAUCUGUGUGCCUUGACAGCCGCGCUGCCGGGUCACUUCUUGAGCACGGCUAGCCUGAAUCCGGGCACCGUGGUCACGGCCAAUCCGAAUCUGGUGGGCCAGAGCCCUGUGCCAGUGCAGAUCAUAUCGUCCACCGGUCAGGUGAUGUCGCAGACCACGCUGGUGCAGGCCGCCAACUCGACCCAUCCACAAGCCGUGGUCACCGCUGUGCCUACGAUGCCCGUGCAUGGUCAGCAGCAGCAUCUGCAGCAUGUGGCCCAACAGCAGCAGCAACAGCAACAACAGCAGCAACAGCAGCAGCAACAUGUUGUCUCCGUGGCGCCGGCCAACAAACCGAAGUCGCAUUUCUGCGCCAGCUGCGGCAAGGGAUUCGCCGCCAAGCACGGUCUCAUGCAGCACAAUCGGCGUCACCCGAACGGCGGCUGCACGGUGCGCACACACGUGUGCGAGUGCGGCAAGGCCUUCUUCCAGAAGAACCACCUGAUGCUGCACCAGCGCCAGCAUCUGGAGACGAAGCCAGCCAUAUCGCAGCAACAGCUUGUUGUACCAACUACUUCUUACUAAGAAUUAAACGAAACAGAAAAACUGAAAAAAAAAAUGAUAAAUACAACCACAAAUGAACAUUAAAACCUAAUCAAACGAAAAUCAACUCGAGCAACAUCCAUUUGCACAAGCGCACACCCACAUGUUUGAAUGUAAAUUCAAACUCAGAUGCGAGAGGAACUGGAGAUUUUUGAUCCUUUCCGUUCGGAUUUGGGUGAGAUGUGUGUGCACGUGUGCGCGGGUGUGUCUGCCUAUGUGAAGGUGUGUCUGUCUAUGCGUGUCUCUUAUCAAAAUCUAUAAACUAAAAGAAACCCAUAACACUGCAAUGAAUACAAUCUAAUCGUAUAGUAUCAAAUCGAAUUCCAUUCAAAGGCUUCAGUUUGCGCGUUUAGGAGGCCGCCACCCAGCAGCAACUGGCGACUGCCGGCGAGCAGCAGCAGGUACAGGUGCAGAUAAUGCCUGAUGGCCAGAUUCACGGAAAAGUAAUCAAGUACGAGAUCUGUCGCAAUGUAAUGCCGGAGGAUCAGCAGCAGGAGCAGGCGGACAUGAACGCGGAGUAAUUCAGAUAAACUGUAAAUACAUGGGACGUGCAACUGCAACAGCAGCAACACAAAAGUAGCAACAGCAUCAGUAGCAACAUCAUCAGUAGCAACAGCAACAGCAUCAGCGCAUAAUGGGACACCAGCACAGUUGGACGGAGACAGGCAGAUACCCACCAGAAAAAGGUCAUCGGAGUGGGGCGUAUGCAUCGUAAGCGAUUCCCUUAAAUGUAAUAUUUUAGUUAGCCUUACGUUAGCGGUUAAGUGAUCGGAUUGUACACAUAAAUGUUAACUAGCGUUACACACAUGAACACACCUUAUAUAAUAUAUAUAUACAGACAUAUAUAGGUUUACGUAGAGUAUCUGUUAAUUUUUGCGAUGCCUUGGUCGCAUCUAAAACAACAACCUGUAUGAGUUGCAAGUUUUAAAGCGUUACGUUCAAUUGGUUUUACGCAUUACACGAUUUUUAAUAACACAACUUAUACACAAACUUAUAUUCAAAUAGACGAAAAAUAUUUAUGCCUAAGUGUAAACUGUAUACAUAUUAACAUGAAACAUUGACGACUACGGAUAGUACUAGACACUAGCAUGCGUUGCACUUGAAUACGUAACCAGCUGCCGAUCGAAUCCGGACGUGGGUGUUUGCGUGGUCCUCAUCGUGGGCGUGUGCACUUCGUUUCGAAGAGGGGGGAGGGGGGUAUUCCUGCCCAGAAUCGCGUUGGUGCAGCAUUUUUUGAUUGUACAUACAAAAACCGGAGCUCGCUACAAGCCCAAGCGAAUGCAGAACAGGUCCAAAAGAGCGCAGACACUCCAGUCGGAGUCGUCUGGGGUCUGAGGAAUGUGGAGUAGGUGCCUGGCACAAAAACUAGCUAACACAGAUAACCAACACGAGAGGCGGGAGAAAUCUUUAACAUAGGUGACUGCAAUUGUUUGACAACCCAAAAAACACAAUCUAGCAAGCGAGAAGAAACUUAACUUAAAAAUUAUCCAAUGCAAAUAGAACACGAGAAGCAGCUAACAAGAACAGACACUCUUAUAACCGACCCACAUCAUCAUCCAAUGCACGCUUGGCGACGUAUAUCACACUGUAAAAAAUCUACAUUAAGUCUUAGGAGCGAGUUAAAGCAGACGGAACAUAAUUGGUAAUUAUCGUAAUCGGAUAAAUGAAACAAUAAAUAAUGAACCUACACACUAAGCAUAUAUUUUAAUAUGUAAGCCUUAAAGAAAUACAAAAGGAAAAUAUGAAUUAUAAUAAACAAAACAACGUGUAAUUGCAAUCAUUGCUGGCUGCAUUGUUAAUGAACAAAAGUACGUUCACCCUUUUGAAUGUAUUAGGUUGGGUCUUUUAUCUCUAGAUAUUUUUUUAGUUUUCUAUCUCUUGAUAAGAACAGAGCCACAUAUGCCAUUCAUAACAUUAGAAAAGGCUUAGAUAUAACCAUUUUACCAUUUUGUCGUAAAAUGAAUAAAGUUUAAUUUGAAGC
Drosophila melanogaster (fruit fly) is the source of this 5066-nucleotide messenger RNA. RefSeq names its product combgap (gene cg). The coding region runs from base 755 to 3067 and encodes 770 amino acids. Gene Ontology annotation, biological process: regulation of transcription by RNA polymerase II. Gene Ontology annotation, cellular component: nucleus. The record is from RefSeq and is marked reviewed. The transcript has 13 exons. Lineage: Eukaryota; Metazoa; Arthropoda; Insecta; Diptera; Drosophilidae.